Messenger RNA from Symbiodinium natans, 5859 nucleotides. NCBI's taxonomy places the organism in Eukaryota, Dinophyceae, Suessiales, Symbiodiniaceae. The record is from the annotation of a GenBank genome assembly.
AUGAUUCUUUGGGGGAUCGCGCAGGAGUUCAUCAUGACCAACGUGUACGUUGGAAGAAAUGGCGAAAGUCUGCAGAUCCCGAGCUCAUUGUUCCUGGUGCUUUGUAAUCGAGCAUCGGCCACAGCAUUCUCAGCUCUCAUCUUGAAACUCCGACAGAAGCAGCUCUUCUUUGACGGCUGCCUUGACUCGCUUCCGCCUGCAGUGAGCAACAGCCUCGCAUCGUGGUGUCAAUACUCCAGUCUUUCUUACAUUUCGUUUGGAUUGCAGACGACAGCAAAAAGCACCAAGAUUCUGCCGGUGGUCAUAAUCAGCUCCCUACGAGGGAAGCUUCAUUCCCUCACUGACUAUGCGGAGUGCAUUGUGUUGACAGCAUCUUGCUUCGUCUUCGGCCACGAAAGCGAGACUGGCUUCGACAGCUCCACCACGGCAACAGGACUGAUUCUUCUGGCCAUCUAUAUCAUGUGUGACUCGCUGACUCCUCAUCUACAAGAUGUUCUCUUCAUCAAGCACCGGGAGAUAGAUGUCGUUCAGGCCACUUUGGCGAUGUCUUCCUUCGCCCUGGCGAUCAUAACUGCCGAGCUGCUCCUAACCGGGGCAAUGUUUUCGUCCUUCAGCUUCAUUUGGCAGUGUCCAGACGCAUUGAUGCACAUGCUGGUUCUUUCGCUGGCAUCGACAGUGACACAGUACAUGAUAUCCUACACCAUCAAGAACUUUGGCCCUGUUGUCUACACCCUUAUUGCCUCCACACGGCAAGUGCUGUCUGUGCUGGUAUCCUGCGUGCUCUUCCAGCAUGACAUGUCAGGGCUCAGUAUCGUGGCGAUGUCCAUCAUAUUCGGCACCUUAAUCGUUCGAGCAGUUCGACCACUGGCAAAAGAACACCAAGAGCUAGUUUCAGUCGAGCCAGAAGUUUUCCAGCGCAUGCCACUGCUGAAUUUCUCGGCAAGGCUGUCUCGUUUCUCGCCACUCUUUGUGUGCUCGAUGGCCAUCCACGUCGUCUACUUGGUAUACUCAUUGCUACAGGAGUUUCUUUCCAGUCAUACCUUCGAAAGCGACUUGUUCAACUUUCCUUUGACACUCGUCGCUCUAAGCCACACUGCGGGUGCCUUGCUGUCCCUGGCUGCGCUGGCCAGUGCUGGUCACCAAGUCGUUGUGCCAGGGAUGGUGCGCACUCUCCUCCCGGCUACUACAGACUUGGUGGCUACAUCCCUCCAACAUGCUGCACUGUACCUUAUGUUCUUCCCGGCGCAAUCCUUGAUGAAGACUCUCAAGGUGCUUCCGGUCAUGCUUGUGGGGAGUUGCUUGCAGAACCGUGUUUACAGCCGGCUGGACUACGUUGAAGGCUUUCUGCUUACUUGCUUCGUGGCUUUCUUUGUCUGGGACUUCCAGAUCCACGAAGCAGAAGAGGUGGAAAGGAAGUUGUCAUUAGUUGGGAUUCUUAUGAUGGUUGGCUAUCUCAGCGUGGACUCCUUCACAAGCAACUUUCAGGAUCACAUCUAUCAGACAACCGGACUUGAGCCGGGCCACAUGCUGCUGGGAAUGGAGUCUAUAUCAGCCGCUAUGGCCUGGAUACUAACAAUCAUCUCCGGUGAACUUCCGUUGGCUUACCAGUUCAUCCGUAUACAUCCAGCGAUAAUCUUCUUCCUGGCGAUAUUUGCCAUGUCAGCAGCGGUUGGUGCCUUCAGUUGCGUGCUGACUGUUCGGCUGUUUGGACCGGCCGUGUUUACACUGAUCAUGACAUCCCGCGCCAUCAUGAGCCUGCUGCUGUCGGUUGUUUGCUUCCAGCACCAGGUUGCUUGGGAAGAGUGCCUGUGUCUCAUCGUGGUGUCGCUGGUCAUGCUGAUCUCUUCAACACGUCGUGUUUCAGCGCAGCUUCGCCUGUUGGACAUGCCCAAGACUGGAGACCGCCUGACUGAGGGGGUCUUCAAAGAUAUGUGGUUCCUCACGGUCGCGGCUGACUUUCUGCGCAUCUCGGGCACCUGCCGAGACACGAAGACCCGAUACACUCGAAGGCCAUUGUCGUUAAAACAGUACACGACUGAAGGCCGGGAAGACGAAGGUGAGCUUAUCGUGUGCAGGCAGCGUGCGCUGGGUCCACAGAUCGUGCGGGACUUGAGCACAAACGGUGUUCAAACGGUUGAGAGGGCCACAACAGGCUACAAGCUUCGGAAAGCAGCUGAUGGCCGAAAUGGACGGCCGUUGUGGCAGCAUGCGCUGGACUUCGUCUCAAGGCCUGUCCAGAGCAUCUCAGUGAUGCUCCCUGAUACCUCGACACCUGCCUCAGACAUGUGUACGAAGUCCUCUUUGCCUGCCUCAAACAGCAGCAGAGAUGAACACACCGAGGACACUACGGACCUCAUCCGAUUGGCAUCACACUACACCGUUGUGGAUCAGAGAGCGACAACGAUAGGCACUGCGAGUGCAGAGGAUGACAAGAGCUUCUGCGCCAUAGCGCUUUACCCUUUUGAUCCAGCAUCGCUUGGCGGCACCGAACCAGGAAGCUUCCUAGCGCUUGGAGUCGGACAGCUGAUGCAGGUCACUCACGAUUCACAGAGCGGCUGGUUUUGGGGACACGGGCUUACAGAGCCGGAGGCUGGUGGCUACUUCCCCAAGAGUCAUGUGGUCUCCUUCGCAGCUUUUUGCAAGCUGCAGCGGAUGUAUUAUUCCAAGAAAGGAGCAGUCUUGAAGAAAGAGGACAUUGGAGGGUUGUGGAGGGACUCCGGUGGCUGUACACCGCACGCCCGGCAGCUAUCCACAGCGUGGAACACGCAAGCUGCCUCAAAGACGUGGAUCAUCUCGCGGGUAAAGGGCGUGUCAUUGGCGCACAGUGUUAAACUCUGGAUCGGCUCUGGCCUCCUUUCAGAAGGCCAUGGCGAGGACACCGCAGCAAGGUUUGCUCAGAACAUGGCAGCCUCUGGACUUGACAUUAGUUGCGCAGCAGCGCGAAUGCAUCAUUUGCAAGCUUUGCUUCUGGAGGCCGCGGCAUUUUUGCUGGCCGGACAGAAGGACCCAGGCAUCAUUGCAUUCAUCGUUGCCAGUGUGUUUGUUGCAAAAGUUCUUGUGGUUCAGACAGCUCUGUUGAGUGCUUUGUGCGCAAUGUCGAGCAGCGACGAGUACUAUGUCAAAGCCUACCAGGACUUCUGGGAGAUGGGCUUGGAAGGAGCGGCAAGCCAGGUGCUAGCAGAAGGCCUCGCUGCCCAUCCAGGAAGCGCCCGUCUACAGCAGCUCGCGGGCCGAAAGCCUGUCGAGUCGCAGGCUUCUGGCUACGUUUCCGACGUUUCCGUCCAACGUGCAAGUGAUGGUGUUGCAUCGGACUGGAAAGCGCCACCGGGCCCAAGUUCUGCCUUAGAUCGCAAUGCCGGCGAUCCUGCUGUGCAGACGUUCCGCUGCAAGCAGCUGGCACAUGCCGACUUUGUGGGGGCAUCCGAGAAGGCUUGGAGAGAGUGCGUUGGACAGAGCAGCUGGGCGGAGUUGAAGCAGAAGGAGCAGCGCUUGCGGAAAGAAGCUGGCGAGGCCUUUGCCGCUUGCAAAGAGUCCCUUCUGAAGAACCGCUUGGAGUUUCGAACGGAGCUUCUGCGAACUCCGCUCACGCCAGAUGCGUUGACCGAGACUGCUGCCGCGCUGUCUGGUACCACAGGAGACGCAGCACUCCGGCGAUUGCUGGACAGCCCAGGCAUCUUCCAAGACCCAAGCCUGUGGAGCUCUGAGGGUCCGGGAAGGCUUCUGGAGCAUGCCAGACAAAUGUCGGAGAUUGAUGCGCUUCCGGCUCGGGCAAGGGAACUGGCGCAGACGGGAGGAGUCCUGGGCAAGCUGCUGGCAUCCAUUUCACAGGAAGUGCGGGCGGAGCUCAAGGGCAAGCCCGCAACGGUGCUGGUGAUUGGUGGCCAUGGUGUGUCAGCAGUGUCUGCUGUUCGAGCUGGUGCGGCACGUGUUGUUCUGUGGGAGCCAUUGCUGGACGUUGCUGCAGCUGCACAGGAGGUGCUGCGUCGAAAUCUAUUACCCGAGGAGGUCGCUCGAUGUGAAGUCAGCUCCUCGGAGCCGCUCCCUUCGGGGCCCUGGGAUUUGGUUGUCGUGGACCGAUGGCACGGCCUGGGUGUCUUCAGCUGGGGGCCUAUGGAAUGCUUGAGAAAAGCUGCCUCUUCUGCAUCUCUCGGACAAAUACUGCCGGCCAGACUACGCGUCUCAGUUGCACUGGCAGAUGCAGGCCUCAAGGCCUCAGGCUUCGACCUCACGGCGAUGGAUGCACGCUUCCGUGCACUAUCUGCUGGCCCACUGAAGGUUGGCACAGAAGAAUUCCCGCACGCAACCGCCCUCAAGCCGGUGCUGCUCACGGACUUCUCGACACCGGUCUUCGACUGGCAGCUCACAGACAGUGCAGAGGAGGGCCCUGUGCCCUUCUGCCUGGAAGCCACAGCCAACGGAAAGGCAUCAGUGGCAGUGAUCUGCACGGAGAUCUGCUUCCCGUCUGGCAAGAGUGUCACCUUAUCGUUUGCGCAAUGGAUGGCAGGCGGUGUGUCUUUGCGUGCUGGGCAAGUUGUCUCGGGCCUCCAAGCCCGUCGAAAUGACGGCCGCGUAUGGAUAGACUGGGACUAUGCCAAGAGUGCGGAGCCACCGUUUGGGUUCAUGGCAUUGUCCGAAUGGUACUUUGAGAUGCUCAGGGAUUCAGCAAGGCAUGACCUGUAUGAGCAAGCUCUGCAAGCGGAGAUUACGAAGGCCAAGGAGCUGAGCGCUGGCGCUUGCACGGUCUUGGAUGUUGGCAGUGGCGACGGUAUCUUGUCAAUGAUGGCGAUCAGAUCUGGGGCCACUGCGGGCAUCGGAGUCGAGUAUGUCACGCAGAUUGCCCGAGCUUCGGAGGAGGUAAUAUCAGCCAACCGCUCCUCUGGUGCACUGGGCGCCGGUCCGCUUGACGUCUGGUGUACUGACGUGAGGGGUGUUCCAGAGUUGCCGGAGCAACGACGCUUUGAUGUCCUGGUAAGCGAGCUGAUGGAUGCGUCUGGGCUUGGCGAGAAUUUGAUUCUUCUCACGGAGGGCUCCAAGCGGCGGCUUUGCAAGCAGCAUGCCCCGGUCAUACCAGCUCGGCUACGGCUGAAGGCGGUGCUCUGCGAGGUGAAGCUUCCAGAUAUCGACGGUGUCGAAAUGGACGCGUUCUGGCCGUUUUGGCCCACAGACCGUGCGUUUGAUGCCGCGCUCUGGCUUGGUGUUGACCUGGACAAGAAAGAAGGACAGUUUAAAGUGCUCACUGAGACAGUGGAGCUUUUCGAAGUGGAGCUUGGCAAGGCUGACGUGAAUGAGAUCCCGGCAAGGGCACAGUACAACUUUCCGGGCAUUGCCUCGGGUGCCUGCAACAUGGUUGUAUGGUGGUUCGAAGCCCAACUGAGCCAGACCGAUCCGUCCCUGGUGUUGACCAAUGCGCCAACUCAGCUAGAUGGGCGACAUGCGGCCACAUGCUGGGGGCAGGCAGCGGCAGAGCUGAUGGGCAGAGCCAAGGUCAGACCUGGUGAAACAACUUCCAUAUUCAUGGAGAUGGUCUUUGGUGAUUACCAACUUCGCUUCAAAAGUGCCGAUCACGCAAACACACCAGGCAUCCAAUUCCGCGAUGAACCCCCUCCCGGGGCUGCGCCGUACACGACAGAGUUUAAGGACAUGCUGAAGGCCUGGCGUAGCAAGCAGAAGAAGCUGGGAUCCGUGGGGCGCGAUAUCGGGCGGACGGCAAUUCGAGAUGCUGAUGUCGAGGCAGUUGCUGUGCUGCAGAAAGCUGCGCUCGCCGUGGCUUUGCAUCCGCAGGGCUUUGGUGUCGAGCCAGCCUCCGCUGCCAAGAUCCUGUCGGGCUGGUAUGCUGUUGGAGGAGAGGGCCGCACUUGA